AUGAAGUCCACAGUAGCUUCCAUGGCCACGGCCAUCACCUUGGGUGCCUCGACCGUCCUUGGUGCCGCAACCAACCUCCAGGCCCGUAGCAGUGAUAUCACUCCGAUCACUGUCAAGGGUAACGCCUUCUUCAAGGGCAGCGACCGGUUCUACAUGCGCGGUGUCGACUACCAGCCCGGUGGUUCUUCCAACCUGACCGAUCCUAUCGCUGAUGCCGAUGGGUGCAAGCGUGACAUCAAGUACUUCAAGGAAUUGGGCCUGAACACUAUCCGUGUCUACUCCGUCGAUAAUUCUCAGGACCACGACGAGUGCAUGACUGCCCUCGCUGAUGCCGGCAUCUACCUCGUUCUCGAUGUCAACACCCCCAAGUACUCCAUCAACCGUGCCGAGCCUGAGAUGUCCUACAACGAUGUCUAUCUUCAGUACAUCUUCGCCACCAUCGAGAUGUUCGCCAAGUACGACAACACCUUGGCCUUCUUCUCUGGUAACGAGGUCAUCAACGACGGUCCCUCCUCCAAGGCUGCUCCCUACGUCAAGGCUGUCACCCGUGAUAUGCGCACUUACCUCCGCUCUCGCAAGCUCCGCUCCGUCCCUGUCGGAUACUCCGCCGCCGAUGUCGACACCAACCGUCUCGAGAUGGCCGAGUACAUGAACUGCGGUACCGAUGACGAGCGCAGUGACUUCUUCGCCUUCAACGACUACUCCUGGUGUGACCCCUCUUCCUUCACCACCUCCGGCUGGGACCAGAAGGUGAAGAACUUCACUGGCUACGGACUUCCCCUCUUCCUUUCCGAGUACGGCUGCAACAUCAACACCCGCAAGUUCGAGGAGGUCAAGUCUCUCUACUCCACCGAGAUGACUCCGGUCUACUCUGGCGGUCUGGUCUACGAGUACACCGAGGCGGGCAACAAGUACGGCUUGGUUACUGUCUCUGGUGACUCCGUUACUACCAACUCCGAUUACAAGGCUCUCAAGACUGCCUUCGAUGACACCAAGAACCCCACUGGCAACGGCGGCUACAACUCCACCGGUGGUGCCUCCGGUUGCCCUAAGAUGCAGAAGCCUAACUGGGACGUCGACACUGAUGCUCUCCCUGCCAUGCCCUCCCCUGCCAAGAAGUACCUGACCGCAGGUGCCGGCAAGGGCGAUGGAUUCGCCGGCAAGGGCAGCCAGAACUCCGGCACCAAGUCCACCACCACUGCCACCCAGGGCUCCGGUGACGUCGCUGCUGCCACUAGCGGUUCCACUACUUCUGCUACUAGCACCAGCUCCACUGGUGCUGCCCCCAGCCUCAAGCCUUUCCAGUUCAGCUUCGCCCCCGCUACCGUCGGCCUAGUCACUGUCGUGUCGGCUGUCUUUGGCGCUAGCUUCAUCCUUCUGUAA
This is a messenger RNA of Penicillium roqueforti, 1383 nucleotides long. It is a transcript of the gene gel1, whose product is annotated as 1,3-beta-glucanosyltransferase gel1. Lineage: Eukaryota; Fungi; Ascomycota; Eurotiomycetes; Eurotiales; Aspergillaceae. The coding region runs from base 1 to 1383 and encodes 460 amino acids. The transcript has a single exon. The record is from RefSeq and is a predicted model, not a curated record. Gene Ontology annotation, molecular function: 1,3-beta-glucanosyltransferase activity. Gene Ontology annotation, biological process: fungal-type cell wall (1->3)-beta-D-glucan biosynthetic process. Gene Ontology annotation, cellular component: cytoplasm; fungal-type cell wall.